GGCGUGUGACGCGGUCGGGUUAGGUUUCGCUUUCGGGUAUUUUAAAUGCGUUUCGCGCACGUUGCGUAGGACGCGUGUGUCGACGGAUUUAAUGGAAGAUUCCGCCGUUUUGACGUCGCCACGUUAAGUAAAUGAUUUACGUAGGCACCGGUCGAAGAAAACGCGCGAGACGUCUAUUUUUAAAACUGCGAACAUUGACGUAAUACCGAGAUCGUUUCGUCGCCUACCGCGAUGGAGCACGGAUCGUGCGAGAUCUCGUCGGAACUGUACUCCGAAAACGACUACAAAUGCGACGCCGGACCGACGGUGAACCAAAAAAACGUGGUGUCUCGUUUUCGCUUCUCUUUGCCCCCGGAGUCCGUCGUCGACUCGGACGGCGACCUGGUGGUGCCCAGGAAACACUCUAAACCGACCGAAACCUUUAUCGAUUUGGAACACAGCCAGAGUACCAACCUAGACUUGGUCGGGUUGCAAGUGUGGCGGGGCUCACUUUUACUAGCCGAUUGGCUACUUUGUCACUCCUCCUCCCUGCCGGAGGACGAUUACGUGCUGGAAUUGGCGGGAGGAGUGGGACUCGCGACCAUAGUGACAUCUAUGUUCCGACCGGUGAUAUGCACAGACGUCAACAGGGGCGAAAUUUUCGACGUGAUCCGGGCAAACUGCGCGAGAAACAACCACCUUACCGCGCGGCCCGUCGAAGUGAUUGAGCUCGACUUCCAGGAGGCCAUUUUGCCGUCCAAAAUAACGUCUCUGUUGCCGAAAGUGUCCACGAUCGUCGCCGCGGACGUGAUCUACGACGACACCUUGACGGACGCUUUCGUCGAAACCCUGGGGAAGCUGCUCGCCGUGCCGCCGAAACGUCGGGCGUACGUUGCCUUGGAGAAGCGUUACGUCUUUACCGUGGCCGACCGCGAUUGCGUGGCGCCCUGUUACGAUUAUUUUCUAGGUCGGCUCGACAAGUUGGAAAACGUCAUCGCAGAGCAAGUGGAAAUAGAUUUCCCGCAAUAUUUUCGCUACGACAGGGUGAAGGAGCUGGUCUUGUGGCGGAUAUCGUCGAAAUUUUGAUUUGAUAAUAAAAAUACU
Molecule: messenger RNA, 1083 nt
Organism: Cylas formicarius (sweet potato weevil)
Lineage: Eukaryota; Metazoa; Arthropoda; Insecta; Coleoptera; Brentidae
Product: methyltransferase-like protein 22
Exons: 6
Coding region: 232-1065 (277 amino acids)
Biological process (GO): protein methylation
Cellular component (GO): nucleus
Molecular function (GO): protein methyltransferase activity
Source: RefSeq, a predicted model, not a curated record